GCUUCAUACAGGAAAUCUAUUGCUGUGUCAAGUUCCAGAGAAGUUUCUUCUGUUCCAAGUUACUAAUCUGGCUGAAACACAUAGAGUUGAAGGAAGGGGCUGGGAGGAAAGAAGUGCUGUGCUGCUAAUGGGCUAAGAAGAUCCAGUACGGAAGAGUCAAUCAGACAGAGCCUCACCAUGCCCAGAGCUCCUUUUACACCUGUGUGGAGGAACAGUGCUGAGUGAAGGGCACAAAAUAAGGCAACAGAAAUGCCCUGUGCUUGGAUAACUUCUGAUCUUCAGCUACGACUAAUUUUGACUCUCUUCUUAGUUGCAGAAUGCUUAAGUGCAGGAAUGGAAGGUCCUAUAACAUCAAACAACUCAAUGCAGCAGAUGGACAAUGGCAAUCACAGUUCAGAUUCAACAAUUACUUCUUCUAUGGACAGAAAGCAGAGCACUGUAACACUUCCUACAGAAGCUAACACUUCACUAUUGGUACUAGUGGGUACAAAGUCUGUGCUCUAUUGCCCUCCUGUGCUGCGGACAAAUGUGAUGGUAGCAACAUGGGAAAUAGUCCUCAGAGACAAGCCACCCUGCUUCAGAGCCUUUAGGCGUGAUAUGAAUCGGACAACAGAAAACUGUACAGAUGAGAGAAUAAUCUGGGCCUCCAGACCUGAUGAGAAUCUUGCUCUUCUGAUUUAUCCAGUGGCCAUCACUCAUGAUGGGAAUUACACGUGUCAUAUAGUAACACUUGAUGGGAAUUUCCAACAUGGAUAUCACUUCCAAGUGUUAGUGCCCCCUGAGGUGACCCUGAUUCAAACUGAGAAUGGAACUGCAGUGUGCAAAGCAGCUGCAGGGAAACCAGCUGCACAGAUCUCCUGGACCCCAGAGGGUGAUUGUGUCACUGAGCAAGAGCUUUACUGGGGUGAUGGCACAGUGACUGUCCAGAGUGCAUGCCGCUGGGGGGGCCACCACGUGCCUGCUGUGUUCUGCUCUGUCUCCCACUUGACUGGCAACAAGAGUCUGUCCAUACAGCUGGAAAGAGAUACCAAUAUAUUAUCACUUUCAAGUAUUUUAUAUAUCAUUCUCCCUAUUUUUACUAUCUUGGUCAUCGUGGGAUCCAUUUGGCUUUUGAAAAGCAAUCGCUACAGAAAAUGUAAAUUUAAAAAAACAGAACAUGCUCCAGUUGUUGAAGAGGAUGAAAUGGAACCCUAUGCCAGCUACACAGAGAAGAACAAUCCACUUUAUGAUAUUACAAACAGGGUGAAGACGUCUCAGGUAUUACAAAGUGAAGCUGAUGGGAUGAAUCUCCGUACUAUAUAUGUUCCUGGAGUGUUACACCAGGACAAGUGAAUCAAGAUACAGUACAGAUGCUGUUUUGAUAUUCUUAGAGUUCUGGAAUGGAAGGUCUAUUUUGAAAUUAGCUUUUCAAAGAUUCCUAGAAGACAGAGACAUUCUAGAGGAUAUGCAUUUAUAUCUUUAUACAAUCGAAAUUUUAGAAUUUUAGCUGUCAUGAGCUAGUUCUUUGAAGAAUUGUCAUUAUUACAAAGAAAGCGUAUGCUCAUGACUAAAUAUUCAAAUUGUUCAGUACAGUAGAUGAUGAAAACUGAGUUACUUCAAAUAACUCCACAGAAGGAACAGUUACUGACAGUUUUUAUGUAAUAUAGAAAAUUUCUAGGUGCAUAUGCCUUAUCUAUAUGUGCAUGGUGUAUAUGUACACUUAUAUGUUCACUCACAUAUACAUACACAUAUCCUUGUCAAUAUACAAAUGGGAACAUACCAUAAUUUUAUUCUUUACUUAUAGAAAGUUAAUGAUAUAAUAUAUCCUGGAGAUCUUUCAUAUCAAAACAAGCAGAGCUACCUCAUUCUUCUUAAUGAUUACUACAAUUCCAUUGUAUGUAACAGAAUUUAAUUUGAUUAAACACAAAUCUAGUGGUGGACAUUUAGAUUGUUUUGUUUGUUUUGCUAUUAUAAACAAUACUACAUAGAAUGUUUCUUGUGGAUUUAUCUCUUUGUCUGUGUUUGACCAUAUUUGUAAGAUAAUUUCCUUGAGUGAAAUUGCCAGGUCAAAGGGUUUGUGCAUCUUUAUUAUUGACUGAUAUGUCAAAUUUUAUCAAUUUGCAUUCCCUCUAGUCCUGUUUGAAUGUGCCUUUUCUGUUAUUUUAAUAUCCAUAAAAUGUAAACCUUCUGUUAGCAAAUAUAGAUUAUAAUAAUUUCACUAUUUAAUAAAACUGAAUUUAUAUUUUU
Molecule: messenger RNA, 2226 nt
Organism: Dama dama (fallow deer)
Lineage: Eukaryota; Metazoa; Chordata; Mammalia; Artiodactyla; Cervidae
Gene: CD200R1
Product: CD200 receptor 1
Exons: 8
Coding region: 250-1332 (360 amino acids)
Biological process (GO): regulation of neuroinflammatory response
Cellular component (GO): external side of plasma membrane
Molecular function (GO): signaling receptor activity
Source: RefSeq, a predicted model, not a curated record